GGGGCCCCGCUGCGAUGGGCAACCUGGAGAGCGCCGAGGGGGGCCCGGGAGAGCCUCCCUCUGUUCCGCUGCUGCUGCCGCCCGGCAAAAUGCCGAUGCCUGAGCCCUGUGAGCUGGAGGAGAGGUUCGCCCUGGUGCUGAGCUCCAUGAACCUGCCUCCCGACAAGGCCCGGCUCCUGCGGCAGUAUGACAACGAGAAGAAGUGGGAUCUGAUCUGUGACCAGGAACGAUUCCAGGUGAAGAAUCCUCCCCACACUUACAUCCAGAAACUCCAGAGCUUCUUGGACCCCAGUGUAACUCGGAAGAAGUUCAGGAGGAGAGUGCAGGAGUCAACCAAAGUACUAAGAGAGCUGGAGAUCUCACUUCGCACCAACCACAUUGGGUGGGUGCGGGAGUUUCUGAAUGAUGAAAACAAAGGCCUGGAUGUGCUGGUGGAUUACCUGUCCUUUGCCCAGUGUUCUGUCAUGUUUGACUUUGAGGGUCUGGAGAGUGGUGACGAUGGUGCAUUUGACAAGCUCCGGUCCUGGAGCAGGUCAAUCGAGGACCUGCAGCCGCCCAGUGCCCUGUCGGCCCCCUUCACCAACAGCCUCGCUCGCUCUGCGCGCCAGUCUGUGCUCCGGUAUAGCACUCUCCCUGGGCGCAGGGCCCUGAAGAACUCCCGCCUGGUGAGUCAGAAGGAUGACGUCCACGUCUGUAUCCUUUGUCUCAGAGCCAUCAUGAACUAUCAGUACGGAUUCAACCUGGUCAUGUCCCACCCCCAUGCUGUCAAUGAGAUUGCACUCAGCCUCAACAACAAGAAUCCAAGGACCAAAGCCCUUGUCUUGGAGCUCCUGGCAGCUGUGUGUUUGGUGCGGGGAGGUCACGAAAUCAUCCUUGCUGCCUUUGACAAUUUCAAAGAGGUGUGCAAGGAGCUACACCGCUUUGAGAAGCUGAUGGAGUAUUUCCGAAAUGAGGACAGCAACAUCGACUUCAUGGUGGCCUGCAUGCAGUUCAUCAACAUUGUGGUGCACUCCGUGGAGGACAUGAACUUCCGAGUCCACCUGCAGUAUGAGUUUACCAAGCUGGGUCUAGAGGAGUUCCUUCAGAAGUCAAGGCACACAGAGAGCGAGAAGCUGCAGGUGCAGAUUCAGGCAUACCUGGACAACGUGUUUGACGUGGGGGGUUUGUUGGAGGAUGCUGAGACCAAGAAUGUAGCCCUGGAGAAGGUGGAGGAACUGGAGGAGCAUGUGUCCCAUCUCACGGAGAAACUUCUGGACCUAGAGAAUGAGAACAUGAUGCGGGUGGCGGAGCUAGAGAAGCAGCUCCUGCAGCGGGAGAAGGAACUAGAGAGCAUCAAGGAGACAUAUGAGAACACGAACCACCAGGUGCACACCCUGAGGAGACUUAUUAAAGAGAAGGAGGAGGCUUUCCAGCGCCGAUGCCGCUUAGAGCCAAGUGCCCGGGGCCUGGAGUCCAUGGGCAGUGAGGCCUUGGCCAGAGUAGGCCCCACGGAGCUGAGUGAGGGCAUGCCACCCUCCGACCUGGACAUCCUGGCUCCAGACCCAACCCCGGAGGAGGUCCUGCCUCUGCCUCCACCACCGGCUCCUCCCUUGCCCCCUCCACCUCCCCCAUUACCAGACAAGUGUCCCCCAGCCCCGCCUCUCCCUGGCACUGCUCCCUCUGUAGUAUUGACGGUGGGCCUGUCAGCCAUUCGAAUUAAGAAACCUAUCAAGACCAAGUUCCGGCUGCCUGUCUUCAACUGGACAGCACUGAAACCCAACCAGAUCAGUGGCACUGUCUUCAGCGAACUUGAUGAUGAGAAAAUCUUGGAGGACCUGGACCUGGAUAAGUUUGAAGAAUUAUUCAAGACAAAAGCCCAGGGCCCUGCCCUUGACCUCAUCUGCUCCAAGAACAAGACAGCACAAAAGGCUGCUAGCAAGGUGACCCUGUUGGAAGCCAAUCGUGCCAAGAACCUGGCCAUCACCCUACGCAAGGCUGGCCGCUCAGCCGAGGAGAUCUGCAGGGCCAUUCACACGUUUGACCUGCAGACACUACCUGUGGACUUCGUGGAGUGCCUGAUGCGCUUCCUGCCCACAGAGGCAGAGGUGAAACUGCUGCGGCAGUAUGAGCGGGAGCGGCAGCCCCUGGAGGAGCUGGCAGCUGAGGACCGCUUCAUGCUGCUCUUCAGCAAGGUGGAGCGGCUCACCCAGCGAAUGGCUGGUAUGGCCUUCCUGGGCAACUUCCAGGAUAACCUGCAGAUGCUGACUCCGCAACUCAAUGCCAUCAUCGCAGCCUCCGCGUCUGUCAAGUCCUCGCAGAAGCUGAAGCAGAUGUUGGAGAUCAUACUUGCGUUGGGGAAUUACAUGAACAGCAGCAAGCGGGGAGCUGUGUAUGGCUUCAAGCUCCAGAGCCUGGAUCUGCUGUUGGAUACCAAGUCCACUGACCGCAAGAUGACGCUGCUGCACUUUAUUGCCUUGACGGUGAAGGAGAAAUACCCAGACCUGGCUAACUUUUGGCACGAGCUGCACUUUGUGGAGAAGGCUGCGGCAGUGUCCCUGGAGAACGUGUUGCUGGAUGUGAAGGAGCUGGGCCGGGGCAUGGAGCUGAUUCGGCGGGAGUGCAGCAUUCAUGACAACAGUGUCCUGCGGAGCUUCCUCAGCACCAAUGAAGGCAAACUGGACAAGCUCCAGCGAGACGCCAAAACGGCUGAGGAAGCCUACAAUGCAGUCGUGCGCUACUUUGGCGAGAGUCCCAAGACCACGCCACCUUCUGUGUUCUUCCCAGUCUUUGUCCGAUUCAUUCGUUCUUACAAGGAAGCAGAACAAGAGAACGAAGCCCGCAAGAAGCAGGAGGAGGUAAUGCGGGAGAAGCAGCUGGCUCAGGAAGCCAAGAAACUGGAUGCCAAGACCCCAUCCCAGCGGAACAAGUGGCAACAGCAGGAGCUAAUUGCAGAGUUGAGACGGCGCCAGGCCAAGGAGCACCGGCCUGUCUAUGAGGGGAAGGAUGGUACCAUUGAGGACAUCAUCACAGGCCUCCACCACCAGCCUAUUGUCGUUCGCCACCAAGCCAGGAGUGCUGUACCGCAGAGCCCCCCUCGGGCUCCAGGCCCCCACUGAGCGCCUCUUCACUUCAACUCAUGGACUUGGAGCCUUGGAAUCAGCCAGGGGCCCAGCAGAGGGCUGUGCUGCUGUCAGUCAUUUUCACCCCGGCUCUUCAGGCUGGAUCUUACCUGUGCCACUGUGGGCACUAGGUCUGUGGGGGCCUGGCACGUUCUUGGUGCCUCCAGUACUGCACUUUGCCCCAAAGGUCUUCAGCUUCAUUUCCUGAAGGGUCACCAAGGGUCAGCUCUGGCCCCUUGGGCCUGGGAAAAACCAUUUCCAGCUUUAGCCAAUACAGGGGCACCUAGGUCCCUUUCCCACUAGAGCCCAGAGGGAUGAGAGCAGGAGCAACUAUCCCUUCUUUGUUUCCUUCCUUUUUGCUGGCCCAUGGUCAGCUCUGGUGUAGAAGUAUCCAGGCUUAAAGGGAACCCUGGGACCCUGCCAUUCUCACAUCAUCUCUUAGGAGCAAGGCCCUGCUAAGCCUGGGCCCCGCCCAGCUGUGCCCCAGUGAUAAGGGUAGAGGAGAGAUGCUGGGCUUGUUGCCCUCACCCCUUGGCUGUUGGCCCAUUUCAUUCUAGGCUGACACUGUCCUUGCCAAGGUGGGCAGAAAAGCAGAGGUUUUCUCUGCAGACAAAGCAUGUGCCAACAUCCUCACCUUUUCUCAGCUAGGUUUUUUUUUUGGCAGGGGGCAUGGUGGUCUUGGCUAUUUGCUCAGUUUCCUGCCAGCAUCCUCUCAGCCCCUAGAAGGGAAUGUGGGGGCCCAUUUCUUUUUGUACAUGUACCACCUCCCUUCUCUCCUGUACAUAAACCCCAGACCUUCCCUCUCUC
Messenger RNA from Propithecus coquereli (Coquerel's sifaka), 3905 nucleotides. It is a transcript of the gene FMNL3, whose product is annotated as formin-like 3. Gene Ontology annotation, molecular function: actin filament binding; small GTPase binding. Gene Ontology annotation, biological process: cortical actin cytoskeleton organization; cell migration; regulation of cell shape. The coding region runs from base 15 to 3095 and encodes 1026 amino acids. Gene Ontology annotation, cellular component: cytosol. The record is from RefSeq and is a predicted model, not a curated record. The transcript has 26 exons. Lineage: Eukaryota; Metazoa; Chordata; Mammalia; Primates; Indriidae.